Messenger RNA from Mollisia scopiformis, 1341 nucleotides. RefSeq names its product GroES-like protein. The transcript has 4 exons. The record is from RefSeq and is a predicted model, not a curated record. NCBI's taxonomy places the organism in Eukaryota, Fungi, Ascomycota, Leotiomycetes, Helotiales, Mollisiaceae. Gene Ontology annotation, molecular function: zinc ion binding; L-iditol 2-dehydrogenase (NAD+) activity. Gene Ontology annotation, biological process: D-sorbitol catabolic process. Bases 73 to 1239 code for a protein of 388 amino acids.
GUACAGUACCACGUUAAAAAAUUAAAAACCACAAUUAACCAAAAAAAAAAAAAAUUUUGCGCGUUGGAUAAAAUGGCAAUUUUGACACAGAACGGAACGGCGAGAGUAGGCAAGGAAGAGGAAGUCAUUGCUUCGGUAUUACACGGUGCGAAAGAUCUCCAGAUCGAACACCGAACGCUCUCCUCGCCCGCGGAAGCAGAAGUGCAGGUCGCCGUCCAAGCGACCGGUCUCUGCGGCUCUGAUCUCCAUUACUUCAACCACUACCGCAAUGGCGAUAUCAUCGUGCGAGAACCGUUGACGCUGGGUCACGAAUCGGCGGGUGUCGUGACGGCGGUGGGGUCCGCGGUCACGGGGUUGAGGGUCGGGGAUCGAGUUGCGCUCGAAGUCGGGCUGCCGUGCAAGGAGUGCGAGCUUUGUAAGGAGGGCAGGUAUAAUAUUUGCAAGAGUUUGAGGUUUAGGAGUUCGGCGAAGAGUGUUCCGCAUUUUCAGGGCACGUUGCAGAAGAAGAUUAAUCACCCUGCUGUUUAUUGUCACAAACUCCCCGGAAAUGUCUCCCAAGAACUCGGAGCCAUUCUGGAACCGCUAGGUGUAGCAAUGCACGGCUGCCGUCGCGCCUCUCUGAAGCCCGGCUCUACCGUCCUCGUCUUUGGGGCCGGCGCAGUAGGACUCCUCUGUGCCGCCAUGUGCAAAGUAUCUGGGGCCAAGAAAGUCAUCAUCGCCGAUAUUCAAGGUGACCGAGUUGAAUUUGCCGUCCAGAACAAGUUUGCAGAUGCCAAGAUUGUUGUUCCCAUGAAGAGAUUCGAGGCUAUUGAGGAGAAGUUGGCGUUUGCGAAGGAGGUUGCGGAAUUAGUCAAGGAAGCGAGUGGGGAGGGAGAGGUCGAUGCUGUGUUUGAGUGUACGGGCGUUGAGAGUUGUUUGCAGGCUUCUAUUUAUUCGACGAAACCUGGUGGAAAGAUCAUGUUGAUUGGAAUGGGGAGUCCGAUUCAAACACUUCCUAUCUCAGCAGCUGCUCUCAGAGAAAUCGAUUUGGUAGGCGUGUUCAGAUAUGCAAACACUUACGAAGAUGCUAUUAAAUUGGUAUCAAGUGGCAACCCCCAGCUCCCGGAUCUCGCCAAGUUGAUCACGCAGAGAUUUAAGGGCUUUGAAAAUAUUUCUGAUGCAUUUGCAAUGUCUGGUAGAGUUAAGGAUGAUGAUGGGAAGUUGGUGUUGAAGGUACUUGUUGAUACGACAGGAUCUUAAUUGGAUAGCUAUAGAUAUACAAAAGCUUGGUGGUAUUUUGUUUAAUAGAUUGAUUAAACUUUCCCCGAAUACAAUACAAUAAUCAUCUUAUUGAUGUGGUAU